UUCGUGGCUGAUCUUUAAGAAAUACAAGACGAUCGUUCUUGCGAAGAAAAAAUAAUGAAUUCAUAUUUUAUUAACAAAGAUAGGAAAUAGAAUGAUUUACAUAGAUAAAGAAUUGUAAGUGAAUUUAUUUGUUGUUAAGUUCAAGAAAUUGAAUUCAGAAUGUAAGUGAUAUAACAGUUGAUAUAUAUACAAGUAAUGAUCCAAGAUAUUAGGAUAUCUAUGCAUUCUUAUAAUUGAAUAAGCGUGUUUGUGCAAUAAAAAUUGUUACGAGUUUCACACUCGUACUUCUUACAAUAGAGAGUUGGAUUCGACGAUUUACGGGAAGAAAAGUUUGACAGAAAUUAAGUUAGUGAAACGAGUGACAUACAAGAAUGUUUUUGAAAUAGGAGUGCGAUCUUAUAGAUCUUUAAAAUUCGUCUCAGAAUGCAACAAACGAUUACACGCAACUAAGUAACAUAACAGUAACAUAGCCGCUUUCCAAAUGUGGUGCAUAUGAGUAGCCAUUUUGACAGUGAUGAGCGCUCGGAACAGACUCGUACUAGCUUUUCUUGAAUUUGAAAAUAGAUUGAUAUAAUUAAGUGGACUAUUAGAUGUAGAAAUUUGCCGAAGUAUUUGAUUAAGGAGAAAAUGUGGCAGUCAAUUUGAAUCUAGAGAUAACAUUAAGGAAAACGUUCGUUAAGAAAAAAAUGGAAUUACAAAAUUUUCGUACAAAGACAGUGCGCCUCGGUCGAUUUCUACUUCUACAUUCGUGCUACUGAUUUUUACUUCCACGUCACCCGCGCCAAGCUGCUGCACGAUUCAACAGCGUAUUACCACCUUGUGCUUUUCAAAUUACCUGUUACUAAGAUCGUUUGUUUUUUCCCCCCUUCUUUUAGCUUUUUUUAGCGACCUUAAAGCCUUGCUCAGAUUUGUCAAGUCACUUAAAUUUUCUAGGAAUCUAAAGUAAUUCGAAAUUCUUCAUCGACAUAAAAUUUUAUUUACUUGGUUCUCUUGAAAUAUUUUCCCAUGUUUCUAUGUUUAUACUCAUUAAUCAAGUUAUUUGACUGUUAUGUUACUUGAUCUGAUAUGAAAUAUGCUUCCAAGUUUCAAAUGAAGUUGAGGUUCUUUCCUUGACCUGUUAUUUACAGUUUUGUACUUGCUGAUAUUGGUUCCCCCAAACCUCUACUUUUUCUGUAUUUUAUAUUCUGUCAUAUUUUCUAUAUACAAUAUUUCUAUUAUGUUUAUAAUUAUAAUUAUAAUAUUACAUACAUACAGUGGCUCACGAAUGUACUUCAACACCUGUCGCAGAGAAUUUUUAUAAAUAUAUCAUGUACGCGUUAUACGAAAUGGUACACGACUGUUAUGAUUAUAUUGAUAAACAGCUCGAUUAAUCUGAACAAGGCAUAACGCAAAAUUUCUUGAGUUUGUGUCUUACGAACGUCAAACUAAUCGAUUGUUUUAAUGUUGUUUAUACCGGAUUAAUAUUUGUUUGUUUUAUUCGGUAUGUGAAUGAAAGUAAUUUGCGACAGAUAGAGUUAUUUAAAGUAAAUUUUAUCUAUCUUGUGCGAGCUAAAGAGUUCCCAGUUGGUAUAUAUAUACACAAUAGUUCUAACAAACGAGUAAAAAAGAGAGAUAACUUUUAUAUGAUAACUCUCAUUUAAUUGAUGCGACAUCGACUGAAAACCAUAUGCAGAGAUAUAUCGUUGUAACAUAGAGUCUUUACAAUUAAUUGCUCAAUACUAGAUAUAAUUGAAUUCAAUAUCGAGCAUUAAUAUAGAUUGUAAGACUAAUGUUAUGAUUAUUUACAUGGUAAUGUUAUAAAAAAUACUACAAUAAAUAUUUUACUUCUACAAUUGGAAUAGUUUAAUUACGAGAUUUCAACAAGAUAUCUGUGUUUACAGUUCGUAAAAACUUUAUCAAAGUAGUCAUCUGUUAACCGCGCGUAACCGCGUAGUGCAGGAGCAAAAUAGUGAUAUUAUUACGCUGAUAAGAAUGUGGCUUUUUAUUUUGUCCGUUUUCGUCUUUGUUUAAAUUCCUCUUCGUAUCUUUCUCGAAGGAUAUAAAAUAGGACAGGAGUAAACUAAAGCUGUAAUUUUGUUGACGCAAGUGCGAACCUUCGUAUUAGGUGCCAGGAUAUAUCGUCAUUUAAAUAUAUAAUAAAGCGUAAGUUACAAGCGGCUAUCGAACAUCUAGCAAAAGCUAUUUCGUGUUUCUGAUUACUUACAAAGAUAACUCUUGAAAUUUGAUUAAUUUAUUAAUUAACAAUGUAUACAGGAAUAUCUUCGCUUAUUCGUUUCUUAAUGUUACGUACGAAUCUACAAAUGGCUGAAUUGACGAAAAAGAGAAAAGUAUGCGUAAUAGGAGCCGGCGCAGCUGGCCUCUGCGCAGCCAGACACUUUGCGCGAAGUUUGAAUUUCGAAUUGAAUGUUUUCGAGCAAACAAAUGAUAUCGGCGGUACAUGGGUUUACAAAGAAGCAACUGAAGUCGACGAAAAUGGUUUGCCCGUUCAUUCGAGCAUGUAUCGAGACUUAAGAACUAAUUUACCGGCGAAAAUUAUGAAUUUCCCUGAUUACCAGAGAUUGAACGCUGAAGAACCAUGUUGUGUGACACAUCAGGAAGUUCGGACUUACUUACAGAAUUACGCGGAAUAUUUUGAUUUAUUUAAACAUAUUCAGUUUGGAACACGAGUAGAAUCCGUUCGAUUGCAAAUUUCAGCCGAAGGUAAAGAAGAAUGGGCUGUACGAACAAAAGUUGUAAAAACAAAAGAAGAGAAAGAAAGUAUCUUUAACGUUAUAAUGAUCUGUAAUGGACAUUACUUCGAUCCUUACAUACCAGUGAUACCAGGAAUCGAAAAAUUUCCGGGUACGAUACUGCACAGUCAUUCAUAUCGAAAGUCAGAAGAUUUUUCUGGCAAAAGCGUUUUAAUAUUGGGAGCAGCUGCUUCCGGAGUCGACAUCGCUCUUGAUUUGGCUAACCACGCAUUUAGAAUAUAUUUAAGCCAUAAUAAUGAAAGAUUAAAUAGCCCCUUACCACCAAACGUAAUCGAGGUAUUAGGUGUGGAAAAAAUAGAGGAGGGGAAUAUUUUUUUAAAAGAUCAAAAUUCCAUUACAGUGGACGUAUUUAUGUUUUGUACGGGGUAUCGGUACAGUUUUCCAUUUUUAGAUGAAAAUUGUGGAAUACGAGUAGAUAAUAACUUCGUGACUCCUUUAUAUAAACAUUUAAUUAAUAUUGAUCAUCCUACAAUGUGUAUUGUUGGAGUGCCUACUGUCGUUGUUCCAUUUCCUAUGUUUCACAUGCAAAUACAAUAUUUCCUUGCAUUAUUAGAGAAAAGAGCAAGUUUACCAACAAGAUCAAUUAUGCUGGAAGAGUCGAAGGUAAAAACCUCGAAGAAAAGACAUGCACACAAAUUAAGUGACAAACAAUGGGAUUAUAACAAUGCGUUAGCUGAUGCUGGAGGUUUCGACCGUUUGCCAAAAUUCUAUAAACUCGGAUACGAAAUGUGGUCAGCGCAAAGGAAAGCGAAUCUUUUGAAUUAUAAGAGGGCUAGAUUUGUAUUAUCCAAAGAUCAAGAAACUAUUGAGUUAGUUAUACCGAAAGAAAGUGUAUAAUACUGUUAAAUAUAAUAAUACGAUGUUAUAAGCUUUUCAUAAUAUUGAAUUUAAUAAUGAUACUGAUAUUGUACAAA
Bombus pascuorum is the source of this 3664-nucleotide messenger RNA. RefSeq lists its product as uncharacterized. Gene Ontology annotation, molecular function: NADP binding; flavin adenine dinucleotide binding; N,N-dimethylaniline monooxygenase activity. NCBI's taxonomy places the organism in Eukaryota, Metazoa, Arthropoda, Insecta, Hymenoptera, Apidae. The coding region runs from base 2244 to 3587 and encodes 447 amino acids. The transcript is spliced from 7 exons. The record is from RefSeq and is a predicted model, not a curated record.